AUGCGCGCCCCAGGUAUUUACAAUAAGGCGCAUUCCGAAUUUCGCCAUAGCUACCAACAACCGACGGCUGUCUGCUUCGUUGACUUUGCCGCCGCGUUCGAUUCCGUUCAUCGUGAGUCCCUGUGGCAGAUAUUGGUGCUAGAUGGUGUAUCGGCAAAAAUCUUUGCCAUGAUCAAGGCCUAUUAUCGCUCCACUACUGCGAGAGUCCUAUUCCUCAACAAUCUUUCCCAAACUUUACGUAUUCAUUUUGCCGUUCGACAGGGUCGUAUCCUGUCACCCAUUCUGUUUAACUAUGCUAUUGACUGGAUCCUCGAGAGGGCCGUACAGGAGGAUGACGGCGUUGAGUUUGCAUCCGGACACCGACUGAGUGAUCUCGACUAUGAGGAUGAUAUCGCCUUACUUGCUUCAAGUUUUGGUGCUCUGCAGUCUAUGGUGUCACGGGUGAGCGUGGUCGGUAAAUCAGUCGGUUUAUCAUUAAACGCUGGGAAGACCAAAGGGCUUUCAAGCUGCAUCCCUGAUCAGGAGAAGGCACUCCUCGGGAUUGAUGGCUGUCAACUUGAAUAAGUAGGCAGUUUUAAAUACCUCGGGGCUAGGCUGCUGCCUAAUGGACAGAGUAAGGACGAUAUUAUUUCCCGAAUCGAUGCUGCCCGCUGGAUUUUCUCAAGACUUCGGAAAUGGGUUGAGCUGUCUAGAUCUGCUGCAGCGGAUCGUCACGCGUGGAGAGGUACAGCUCGUGGCAUCAUCGAGGCCGGCUAGAUCAGGCAUGAUCGUAGCCGUACCAAGUACAUAUACAAUAAUCGACCACAGUGAGAACAGGUUACGAAAAUAUCGAUAGACCUGGAGACCGUACCUCAGACCUCCGAUGCACCUGCAUUUCAGUGGUUAUGCGGACGUUAUACUAAAUUAAAUGGGGGCUGACAUGUUUGACUAAGGUACUCAGUGGGUCGAGGCUUCGCUUCGAUGGUUCAUUUGCAAUUUUUUCUGGCAAACCGCAGUUCGUGCCUAUUUACCAUACAAAAAAAUCAAAGGAGUGACUGGCAAUGGAGACUUACUAGUUUGUAAGAAAAAAAGCCCUCCCAACUAAUUCGUUAAGCUCAGACUAGACGGUUAAAAACCGUUUUGUUGAUUCCUUCGUGAGGAGACCUCGACAACAGAUCCCAGGAGACUAUGGAUGCGAGUUGACAGGAUACCCAUGAUGACCUGCAUGCCAGAAGUUGGGUCAGAGCCUUGUCGCAUAGGUGGUUCCACUUCGUUAGUGAGAAAAAGUACACUUUGUCUUGAACAGGAGCUAGCACUUUGAAGCGUACGUUUUUGGAUACGAACGAUGUGUCUCUUCAGGUUUCCAUUGCGGGCGAGGGCUUUGCCACAAAUGACACACGUGCACUCAUGCAGUUCUAAAAGGAAAAGGAUGAAAGAUACACCCGACUCACUUUUUCCGGGAUUCUAUGGCAUUGCAAGCACAUUUCAACACAGUAAAUCGCGAGGUCUUUGAUUACAUAAUGGAGGACGCUCAGGAACUCCAAGGAGAUAACGAAGCUGCAAAACACGAGACUUGGUGGAUGGUGCAUAACCGUCUGUUGCGUAUUCACGAAAGCCCACAACUACUAGAAUUCGGAGCAAUUUGAAAGUCCACCGUCCAUUAGCGUCAAACGGCACGGGAGAGUCCCACGCCCAAGACAGCCCCAUCGGUUCGUGCUGAUUUGCAGUAUGACAUUCGGGCGUCGAGAUCGCGGCUUAAACAUGGCAUUGAAGACACUUGAAAUAAGCGGCAAAUUCGUAUGAGGACUGGAAAACUGCUCAUAACCGGGAAGAGAGAUGCACAUCGACAACUUUAUGCUUUUGUUUCACAGUCAGUGGAGAAGAGGCCAACUUCCAGUUUACACGAUAAUCCAAUGACUUGCGACAGGGCUCCGGUUUAGUGCCUAAUCUGAGUGGCAGUCAGCGUGUGUGUAUUCGAUCAGUGGAGAAAGUGUAUUGUGUUCCUACCGGAUAACAAACAAUUUCAUAUCCUGUCGACCUGACUUUGCACUAGACGGUUACCUGCAAAUACACGCGUUUGAGAAAGUUACGGGUAGGGUUUGUAGUGUGUCAAAAGCCAGUGCUGAACAGAUGUGUCACCGCACAGCUCAGCUCAUAAAGAAGGACCAUUCCAGACGCCGGGGGGAUUGACUUAUUAGGCUGCUUAAACAGGACAUGGGAACAGGUACGCCCUGCCCAAGUAAUAAUGGUGUACCUGCUAAGGGCAGAAUAUUCCCGUGUCCCGACUCUAACAAUAACCCUGGUAUAAAACUAAGCUGUUUUCCUAAUCUAGACCAUAACCUUACGCUAAACCUCAAAUCUGCAGUUAACAUAAGCCCCUCCCUUAACUCCGAACUUUAUUCUGACUUGCGUUACCGUUAAAUUUAAACUUGGUUCUUAUCCUAACCCUAAGCAGAAGUUGAUUCAAAGACACCCGUAUUAAAAACAGCUCCUGCUUGCAUAUUCUGUUUAGGGGGCCAUAUAACGCUGGCAUCUAGUUUGCAUAACAAUACGUAAGCAAAAACCCUUCGCAUUUUGACCCAAUAUUAACAUGCUCGGCGACCGCGUUGGGACUCCAACCCUCGGCAACAAGGGUAAGGCUUCAAGAAGGAGACAAGAUCGGAGUCGUUUAUCGGAUCUGGUGCAGUGGCGGACAAAGCAACUACGUCGGAGUAACCGGAAGACAGCUCCGAACGAGAAUGGCCGAACACGCGGCAGCGGUGCGGUGAACACUCUUCCCAACACCGGGGUCGAGGCGUCAGAUGAUCGAGCAAUCAUCACGCCAACAUCCAACGCACGUGAUGAAAUUGCAGCAAUUAUCGACUCGAAUGUCGGCCACCAAGCAAUGAUCACACCAAGUGCGACAAUCCCGGAUGAAGGGGGGAGCCGUGAACGUUCAUAGGUAUGCGGUAGCAUGGCUACUGCAUCCUAUAAAUACCGCAGCCCCUUGUGCAACAACCACCCGUUUCUGCUCUUUUGUCUCUGAUGAUGGAUUCGAGUAGGAAUCCGGAACGUCAGGCUAAUUAAGCUCUUGUCCCGGCGAUCGUGUCUCCUUCUUCAAGACUACUUCCUGGGACUCGGUUCUUCGCUUCUAUUGAUAAGGCUUUAGUUAAACCAAAACAACAAUUUAAAAACCAUUCUUACUGAUUGGCUAAUGCAGACCAUGCGGUAACAAACCGCUUAGCAAACUCUCCAGUGAAGAAAACAUGACAACAUAUCGAUCCCCCACGGAGACUUACAAUACGGACUGACAGAACACCCAUGACGAUAUGCACGCCAGAAAUUCUAACUGAUCGUCACAUAAGAUGCCUCCCCUACAAACUAUGGUCAUAUCCUGGGCGGCAAAAAGUCAACUUAAUCUCGGGAAACUUAGUAGCAUACUAGCGCGUACGUUUGUGGAUACUGUCGACAUCCCUCUUCAGGUCUGCGUUGCGUGAAAAAGCUUCCUCACAAACUUCACACGCGUACUCUCGGAAUUCUGAAAAUAGUUACUAAAAAGGUUAAAUUCGUUGAAGAAUGUGCUAGAUACUUAAAUCACUGAGUACAUUAUCGAAUGAAUUUCUAAGCUGGAUUUUUACGCCGCAAAAUAGUAAUUUAAUUCGGACAGGAACAUCAAAUACUUCGACUAAAUAAAGAGGUAUGCUCAGCAACUCCGCAGGUUCGAGAGAGAAAAGCGAACAGCAGAACAUAAAACUGGGAUUCGGAGCGAUUUCGAAGAUCGCCUUCAAUGCUCAUGAACCACGAAAAACGGCACGGGCACGUUUAGGGGCAUAAACAUCACAUCCUGUAGUGCAAACUUAGAGUAUGAUAUUCGAGUGUCGCGACGGUGGUCUGGACAUGCCAUAAAAGCAAGGCGUGAAAUAGCGCAGCGAUUUGCGUAGGGACUGAAAAACUGCUCGCGGCCAACUAGACAGAGGACGCCUCUGACCAUCAGUACUAAAACAGUAGUCUUCCAUAGUGCUGUGCAAUGACUUGCAAAAUGGUUUCGGUGUGGUUGCUAGUCCGGAGGGCGGCCCCCACGUCCCACUCAGGGUUGAAGCAUCUAAGCAGGGAGUGCACUACGGGCACUAAAAUAGCUACGGUCCAGAGGUGGAGAAAGACACUCGAUGCCCGGCCGUCUCCGGAUCUGAUCAUGCGUCUGCCUGCUAACGUGAUGUGCGCGUGAAUGAAUAAGUCCCAUUUGAGUAAGUCAGCAUCAGCGUGGUCGGUUGUUUGGAUGACGGCGCAGUUAUGCACUUCAGUGAGGUUGACGAUUCGCAUGCUUUUUUGGUUGCUCGGAAACAGCGAUCUCACGGUUCCUAGUGCGGCGUUGGCUGCAGACAAGGGAGGCCUUAAAGCGAAGAGAAGAUUACUUAAUGAAGCUGCGCAACAAACGAAGAACGUAUAACCUUCAACUUUGAGUAUUCUAUCACUGUGUGUGCGCGCGGUGUACCUGAACAGCGCGGUGUAUCGAUGUUUAAUUGCACCGUGCAGGGUGUGAUAGGAUGCCUUAUGUACCUCGUGCAGGUGGUGACUGCCCCCCAAGCUCCUUAACCGUCACCGAACUCUCAUUUGUGGUCCCCCCCAUCCGGAGGCUGGGUUUCGCCCACCGGUCACAAUCCGAUAACCGCAUUGGUCAGAGAGUUAAAUUAUAUGAAGUUAUCCGGUGUCGUGUGUCUCCACACACCGUAUUUCCGCUUCUCAUUCCACCCUCCUCUUCCAAUUCAGAGGUCUUAUUUUAGGGCGACAUGAAAUCCCAUAGGCGGCGUGCGUUAACUCGUGUCGUUCACCUACCAAACCAAGCUGUGACCGAUAAUGGUGUUAGGCAGCCGUCUUGAAUGUCUUAACAGCUCUGUUCAGGGACAGCACUGAGUUCUCCCUCCUGGGGAAUUGACCAGAAAAGGAGGCCUCAGACAAAAGAUGGUAAACAAUGUCAUCUGCUAAUAUAUCGUAACUCGCGGAUGUAAAACCCGCGGUCGAAAAUCUGCAACGAACUUAAACUACCCUCGACACUGUCAUAGGCCACCACUCCAAAGUUGACACCAAUAUCGCCAUGCACCGUCCGAUUUCCAUCCCAGAAGCAAUCAUAGACGUGGAAAGGCACCCCCGCAAGGAAGGGCCGGCGUCCGACGCAAUCCUAAACGAGGUGUACAAGUAAGACGGUCAUCAGCUGAUGGACAAACGCAAAACGCUGUUCCAGGAGAUGUUGCGACAAAGACAUGUCCAUCGGGACAUUUAGGACGCGACAAUUGCCCACGCCUACAGGCGGAGCGGGAACCAGCAACUAUGUGAUAAUUACAAAGGCAAUUCCCUGCUCAAUUUUGCAAAAAGAUCUUCGCACACGUCCCUUUUAAUCGUUUUAAGAGCCAUCUGGAAGAGAGACUUCUCCCAGACAGUCAGUGCGGCUUCCGACGAUACCACGGAAAGACCGACACGAUCUUCGCGGCCUGCCAAUUACAAGAGAGGUGCCAGGAAAUGCGGGCUCACCUCUACACAGCCAUCAUGGAUGUGACAAAAGAAUUCGAUACGGUGAGUCGUAAUACUCUGGGAAAUCACUUAGGAAUACUACUGCCCUGACCUAUUCGUGCGUAUGGUGCAUUAGCUCCACGAAGAAGUGAUUGCGCCCGUAUUGGACAAUGGGGCAUGAAUUCUUCUCAUUGAUUUUCGAUGAUCCUAAACGUCCGAUAAUAUUUAGUAGAAAACAUGCAUAAAAAUAUUCAUUCUUUCGCUCAUUCGGUAGACAAUUACGUCUUCUACCAAUCUUAUACUCGAAAGGAGGAUAAUAUUCGGUUUUCAAAACCUUUUCCAAGUCCCGAAUAAUUUUGAACCCGACCUUCCGUAACACUUGCUUUCAGGGUUUCCCAACAACAAGCCGUAUAUUUUCCGCGUACGGUAAACCACGCAUUUCUCUGCAGUAAUAAAUGGGGAUCAUAUAGAGUUCAAAAAUGAAGCAGUAGAUCUGAUUCAUAUCGCAAAUUUUACAAGCCACAUUGGUAAGUGAAAAGACUCGACGAUUUAUAAACGGCCAUUUCACAGUAUUUAAAAGUCUCACAAUAAGAAACUUUUUAAAACCGAAUUAUGUCCCGCUGUGAGUAUAAAAUUAGAAGACGUAAUAAUCUGCCGAAUGAACAAAAGAAUAACUAUGUUAGGGGGCGCUCACCGAUCGUUCAUACGGAACUCACUCGUUCCGUUGGGCCUUAAGGGCUCUCUCUCGAGCCCAACUAGCAGCCGCACAGCGGCUCAUGAUAUAUAGGCAGAAUCGUAUUACCGACAAAGACAAGAGAGACAAGUCUCCCCCCUUGUCUUUGUCGGUAAUACCAUUCUGCCUUUAUAAAGGAAUAACUAUGUUUGUGCAUGAUUUUAAUGAAAUAUAAUUGGACUAUCGAAAAUCCGUGAAAAAAAUCUAUGCUAAAUAAGUCGUCCUUUUUUACAGAGUGUAGAUUUUGCAUGCAGCCAGAAGGAAGUUCGUUCGAAAUCUGGCAUUCUGACCCUGCCAGCACUUGGCCCCCUCUUGAAAGGGGGCCAAGAAGGGGCUAUGAGGGGGCUAGCCCCCUCGUAGUUUUCUCGUCGGUAUUGCACUAUUAACAGGCAUUACUCCGUGAAUAAGCGUGCAUUUUUCGUUUUAAAAUUGUUUUUUGAAUAAUAAGAAGUACCUUUGGUUCUCGGAGGUUGUGCUUUUUACAUAUCUCGGCAAUCCUGAUAUGAAGCUCGUAUUUGUUUAAGUGUGUCAGUUUGCGGCACUUAUCUCGCACGUGAGCUGCGUUCCUCUCGUCGUGAGUUCUAAUACCGUCUACUGUGGUGUACGUGCAUACGUUACUGUGGUAUGUUACGAACUGUUGUUUUGCUCUCUUUUAUAAUAUUUUGUUACUUUUGACCUGUAAAUUUGUAUUAUCAUUGAAUAAUUGCCUGUUGAUUUAAGCAAUAUCAAUGAGAUAUCCGUUCUAGCAGAGUCAUCUGAGAAGCUGCACUUUGAGCCUUUGUUUAUCAUUUUUGUCAUUGACAUUAAGUAGAAAUGAAGCGUAAGUAUUUUGGAAUCAACCGGAGCACUGCCUAUAAGCGAAUCCAGCGCCUAAAGAGGGCCUACUAUGCUGCAACGGAGGCUGCCCAACCGGUUAAUGUUCCAUCGGCGUCUACUUUGCCAAGUGACUUUCCUGAAUUAGAAAUGCCAGAAUUAACGGCUGAGGGUUACACUGGUAGGUUUUUCCAUCGAUGUAGAAUAUUAGUGGGUGUAGAUUUUGCAGCCAGCCAAGUGCAAGUGACGGAAACUGUGGGAAAAUCUUUUCUGUCCGGUUUACAAGAACUGUGUCUCAAAACACGAAUGCCUCUCUCUAUGAUGAAGGCUUUAUUCGAUAUGCUGCGGCCCUACCACCCAGAAGUCCCCAAGGACCCGCGAACGCUCCUGAAGACUCCCAGAAGUUGUAACGACAAGGUCCUCAGCAACGGGAAGUAUGUCCAUCUGGGCAUUGAGCGAGCUUUGCUGGAUGAGGUAAACCGUCGUCAAACGACUGAAAUUCCUGAAAUGCGCAUCCAAUUGCACAUUGAUGGGAUGAAGUUGUUUAAAGGAUCGGGUCAAUGCCUUUGGCCAAUACUUGCGCGAAUUAGUCACCCUGUUAUUGGUGAUCCCUUCGUCGUUGGUGUAUUUUCCGGCUUCGGCAAACCCGAACCAGUCGACGAGUUUCUUCAUGACUGCGUUUGCGAAUUGAAAGGACUUCUUGAUGGUGGCCUGCGACUCCCAGGUACAGGGGAUAUUGUAAAAGUGGAGCUAGGCAAUAUAAUUUGCGAUGCCCCUGCCCGCUCCUACAUCCGCCAAGUCAAGGCACAUAACGGAUACUAUGGAUGCGAUAGGUAGGUUUGUUCAUCUAGCUAACCUAAAUCACUCUAGGUGCUGCCAUGUAGGAAUUCCCAUAGCUAACCGGAUGACAUUUCCGCCAUAUAGUGGGCGUCCUCGAGACGAUAUGUCAUUCCGGUUGCGAAAGCAGGCCAUGCACCAUCGGGGCAUAUCACCAUUCGAGGAGUUACCCAUCGACAUGGUUGCCUGCUUUCCCAUGGACUACAUGCGCCUAGUAUGCCUGGGAGUAAUGCGUAAAUUGCUGCACAUGUGGCGCCUCGGGGUGAAGAAGUUUUCUGCGGCGCUCAAUGCGCGGAUUGAACAGUGCAGCAAUUGUCUGCCGGCAGAAUUUGCUCGGAAGUGCUGAACUCUGGAUUGUCUGGAGUAUUGGAAGGCGGCCGAAUUCCGGCAAUUUCUCCUUUACAUCGGGCCGGCAGUUUUAAAAUCAUUUCUUGACCAGGAGCGGUAUCAGCACUUCCUCAAGUUGUCUGUUGCCAUCUAUAUAUUUUCUCACCCCCGGUUACACAUUACGUGCAUUGACUUUGCACGCAUCCUUUUAAAUGGCUUCGUAGAAGACUUCGGCAAGCUGUACAAUCCAGCUGACCUGGGUUACAACGUGCAUUGUCUGGUCCGACUUCACGAAGAUGUAUCGCGGUUCGGAGUGGUAGACAACUUCUCGGCUUUUCGCUUUGAGUCGUUUCUGCAAAACGUCCGCAAUUACAUUAAAGGACCGACAAACGUAGCCGCGCAGGUGUACAGGCGCAUUAGUGAAAGGCGCCUGCCUGAGUUGUCCACAGGUCCCACGCUGUUGGACGACGAUGAGGGAGUGCCACGGUCUUUGCAGUUGCCCCGCAGCUCUAAGGCCAUAUUACACAACGGGUAUCUCUUGUCGACCCAAUCUCCUGACAAUGUGGUACUUGUCGGCGAUAGACCGUGCGUACUGACAUCCGUGUCGGCUACAGGCAUAGUUUACCGCCAGUUUGUUGAUUGCCAAGACUGCCUGGAUCCUGCAUUCCCUUCCUCAACUUUACUCAUUUUUAAGGCCUCCCAUUUGGACAGCAAAGUUUCGAAUGCUUCACUCGAUGACAUUAUUUGUAAAUACGUUGCGCUACACCUGGACGGUUGUUUUCACCUAAUUCCCAUGUUGCAUACUUUUUGAUUUUUGAUCCCCCACUUUUUCCAUUUUGCAUCCCAUGGACAUUUUUCGGUUCUACAUUUUGUGGACACUACUUACAGAUGUAUGCGGUUGUUGAGUUUUUGAAUGAUAAAUCUGUGGCGGCCGUGCCGAAGAGUUGGUUCCACAGCGAGGACUGUGUGAUGUGGGUUAAGAACCACAAGCUACGUGACCGGCUACUUGUGAAUAACGAAAGGCCUCCAGAAGGCACAAAGAUUUACCCGGUCCGUUUGCUGAAGAAUGACCUCUCACUGGACAGAGCGCUUCGGCUAGAAAGAAAGGCUGUAGAGACUGACGAUCUUUCCCACUCCGAGCCUACCGAAUUAGGCCGAGGGAUGAGGAGAAAGUAAGUGUUUGCUUUUCAUUAAUUUAUCUUUGUAGGUUUGUGCGCCAGCUCACCUCAGACGACGACGAGGAUGAUGAUGAGGAAGAAAUAGCUGCACAAAGAGCAAGACAAGAUCGUCUAUUAACUGCUUGGCCCACGCCGCCACGCAUUCUCCAGUAA
Messenger RNA from Spirometra erinaceieuropaei, 9504 nucleotides. Lineage: Eukaryota; Metazoa; Platyhelminthes; Cestoda; Diphyllobothriidea; Diphyllobothriidae. The record is from the annotation of a GenBank genome assembly.